This is a messenger RNA of Cylindrotheca closterium, 1359 nucleotides long. NCBI's taxonomy places the organism in Eukaryota, Bacillariophyta, Bacillariophyceae, Bacillariales, Bacillariaceae. The record is from the annotation of a GenBank genome assembly.
AUGAAUAAUAAUUCUGCAAUGAUGAUUCUUCACUGUUCUGGUCCCGACGAUGUCUUGUUGCCAAGAAUCCUAUCCUUUCUUGCAUGGGACGAAUUGAUUGUGCGGAUAAGCCUGGUGAAUCACUCUUGGAAACGGGCCGUCGCCUAUACUCCAGUUUGCUCUUUUCCGAUUUCCAGGGAUUCAACUUCGAAAAUGUUGGUGGAUCAAGUCCAAUUGCGCUCGCUCAUCGAACGGCUUCCUCGUUUGCAAAAGAUUAUUGGGCAUUGGGAGAAUGGUGAUGGCUGCUUACCAGAAAAUUCUUUGCGUCUCAUUGUCCAUGGGUUCAAGGAAUUAAGGUCGUUGGAUAUUUCGGGUGAGGAGCCUAGUAGAACGACGACCAUAUAUCAUCCUCAGCAACAACACGAACCAGAGUUAUUAUCACUCGAGAGCACAUAUGAACCUGCCUUGAUAGAGAGUAUAUGCUCCACUUGGAAUGACUCUUUGUUAGAAUUGGAUAUAUCACACAAUUCAAAAGUGCAAUUGGAUUUGAAACUUUUGGCAAAAUUGGCCAAACUCGAAAUAGUAAAUGCCAGCGGAUGUGGCCGAAUCCAUGGGCGAUUAUCGGACUUGCAAAUCCUUUACGAGUUGCAGGUAUGCGAUUUGCAGAAUUGUCCAUUGGUCGAGGGACAUGUGCGUGAUUUGGCUACAUGUCCCAAGUUGCUCUAUUUGGGCUUGCGUGGAACCAGUGUCCAUGGAAGACUAGUACUAUCAUUUGAUGGUUUGCAACCUGGAGACUUUGAGUCACUCAUUUACAUUGAUUGGAUUCAUGGUGGCAGCAUGAUGGAGCAACAAGAAGCCCAACAAAGUAUUGGAGCCGACGACAUUCCAGGAAACAUAUCUGGCAUCUUUUUGGGAAAGGAAUUGGCGUUGGUGUCCAGUGCACCGAUGGCGGUCCAACGAGUCUUUGACCUGGCACAAAUCCUUCCAUCUUUGCGGUUGGAUCUUUGUUCGUUCCAUCUAUCCAAAGGAUCGCCCGACUACUAUUCCAAACCGAAUCGCUUGAAUGGACUCUAUACCCGGGAGCCCCCCUUUCAAGUGGAAUUGUUCCAUAUUCAAGGCCGAAGGGGAUGGCGGUGGACCAAUGGCACCAAAAAGGGAGUCUGUGAGAUUCAAUGGCUGGAUUCACUGACAGCUUUUGCAACCAAGAAACAAUAUGUCUACUAUCAAUUGGAGGUUCAACUGUUUACGGGAACUGAUGAUUCGAUCUAUCAAGGGUUUUCAGUGCCACCCACCGAGGAGGAACACAACGAUCUCAUGUACAAGAAACUGAUUCAGAAACGACGACGAGCAAGACGACUACAACGAGAAGAGGGGGGCUAA